CCGAGUCGAUCACAACCCCAGUAGGACUUUCGAAUGGUGUGAGCGGUCUCGUGGGCGUUCUUGGUGGUUCUGCUCGUCUGUCUAUCCAUCUAUCCAUCCCCCAGCGCAGACAGCCACAGCCCGCCGCCGUCACAUCAACCGAGAACGAGAAGGAACAUCUGGCAACAAGAGGAAAAAAAAAGAUCUUGCGUCUUGCUACAACACUCGUUUCUCGUCGUCAACAGAAAGUCUUGUGCCACCGCCAUGAGAACCACUGCCAUCACAUGCAUUCUUGCCACCUGCUGCCUCGCCCUCCUCGUGCAGUGGGCGGCAGCGGCUCCCAGGUGUAAGAUCCACGACCGGACAUCCAACGACAACUGCAAGUACGGCGUGGCGAGGGACUGGUGUCGGAACACGGUCUGUGCCAAGGGACCGGGGGAGUCCUGCGGAGGCUACCGGUGGGAGAACGGGAAGUGCGGCCUCGGGAUGAUAUGCUCUUGCGGGCGCUGCUCCGGCUGCUCCAUCAUCGACGGCACGUGCUCGCCCCACUCGAUGGUCUGCUAAGGAGAGGAGCGAGGGAGCAGCAGUGCCUGGAGGAUCACGGCAGCGUCUCCGGCAGGCGAGCGACCGCCCAGCCCUCGGUUCGCCUCGAGUCGACGGCUCUUCCAGCUUUUACCGGAGAGUGAAAAUGGCGUCUACUCUAGUUUAUAUAUUGUUGCAUGUUGCAUAUAUGCGCUUGUGAUAUAUUAAGUACAAAUAUUAUUAUAAGAGUUGUACGGGGUAUAUAGCAACGUAGUUAAGACGGUAGACCCGGCCAGCUGCAGAAAGACUGCUGCUUCUCUCUCUCUCUCUCUCUCUCUCUCUCUCUCUCUCUCUCUCUCUCUCUCUCUCUCUCUCUCUCUCUCUCUCUCUCUCUCUCUCUCUCUCCCUAGGUUUCCUUUCCGCCCUUUCCCAUUUCCCUUCCAUCACUUUCUUCUUCCCCUUCCCUCCUUCGUUCGACCUUUCCCUCCCCAUGCCUGUCCCUCAGCCUUCCUUACCAGCCAGGCCCUCUCUGGCACCUCCUCUGCAGGUUAUUCCAUAGUUUUAUGCAUCACUGCCUGACAAUGCAAUGCUCUGAGAGCGAAUUAUGUCAGUGAGGUUCGGCGUUCGAGCCCCAAGCUUUAAGUUUAUUUUAUGUCUCAAGUGUUUAAUGGUAUAUACGUAUCGUAGUGGAAUUCUACUUGUUAAUGACCACCAUUGUGAUCACACUAUCACUAACAAUUUUGUUUCGCUAUGACUAAAAGCUGUGAUGUUCAAGAAACAGCUGUAGUUGAUGAAUAGGCCUGACACCUCUCCUCUCAUGUCAACACUCUCCUCCCCAAAACGAGUAAUUUAUUCCUUAAAAAGUAAAUCCAACAUUGUCUCAUUCAUAUUUCGAUUUCGUAAGACUUUUCUCGUCCUUUUUGAAGUGCCUCUACCCAUGUUUCUCAAAGACUUUAUUCUUUGUGCACUUUUCUAUUUACGUUUUGCUUGAAACUUAUCGGAUUUCUUGGAGACUCUGUUGUUUAACUGUACAAACUGAACGACCAUCUCUGACAUAUAUUUAUCAUGUUCUUUGUAUAACUGUAGGCUACACGACUUAGAUGAUUUAUCACGAUUGAACACCAUCACAAGGAGGGUUCUUGUCCAUCUUAUGCCCCGGCCCUCUGGAAUUGUUCAGCAGAAGAAUGGAAUAUUGUGAAGUAUUUCCUUUUGUACCAUUGUAAGCAGGGGUCAUGUACAUGUUCCCGGGAUCGAAGCAUACGAUUCGUUCGAGAUGUCAUUUGUCAUCACUCAAAACAAACAAACAAACAAACAUAUGGCUGAAUCAACAUCUAUCUUUAUUUAGACAACAGGAAUUUCCACCUUUGAUAAUUCAACACAUCCAAAAAAAAAAAAAAAAAAAAAAAGUCGUGUACGUCUAUCUGCAAUAUCAACCUUUGUCAAAAAAAUAACAACAGACAGACAAACAAAAGAUUCAAUGAAUAAAAGCAGCCACUAAGGAUCUCGAACGAAUCUCAUGUACAGUCAAGGGCGACCAGCGAAGGACCUGGCGAGUAAAGCAUUCUGACGAAGCAUCCAUGUACCUGAUUCCUACCUGUGGUUCCUCUGUGUAGCGGCCAGACCUGUUGGUGUGGCUUCUUGGCACAAUAAAGACCGCAAAUCAGUCCAAAAAA
This is a messenger RNA of Penaeus vannamei (Pacific white shrimp), 2174 nucleotides long. RefSeq names its product neuroparsin-A. NCBI's taxonomy places the organism in Eukaryota, Metazoa, Arthropoda, Malacostraca, Decapoda, Penaeidae. The record is from RefSeq and is a predicted model, not a curated record.